AUGCGCGGGAAACGUAGCGUCAGUCGGCCGCAGUCGCUGGAAGUGCGCGCACGUCGCGUCCGUUCGCAUCUUAUAGUCGCCGCUCACCUGACCGUACCGGCACAUUGCGCGCUCACCAUGGCGGCGGGAGGUCGUACACCGAAGCAGAGGAGGUUCGAGAUGUCGUCGGGAAUGGGCGCGCGGGAGGCGAACGCGUCGCGUCGGAGGCGCGGGAGCUGCAAGUGCCUGUUCGGCGCGCCGGACCGCGACGAGACGCGCCGCCUAAUGGCGGAGCAGUACGCGCGCGAGCGGAAGCGGUUCAUACGGCGGUUCAACUUCGACGUGGAGACCGAGUGCGCGUACAAAGCGAAGCUCGACUCGCCCGCCAAGUUCGCGGAGGAAAAGGACAGCUCGAGGACGGCGGCGGAGGCGCUCUCGUGCGUGGGCAACACGGACUUGAGGGUGCUGGGUUCGCCGUCGAGGCGUAGCGGUGGCAGCGCGGCCAGUUCGCCGCGCACGCCACGCACGCCGCGCACGCCGCGCGCCGCACGCACGCCGCGCACGCCACGCACGCCCGCCUCGAGGAGGCAGCUGCAGAUGACAGAUUAUUGGACUUUAAGAAAGCACACGGAAUCCGGUUCGAGUGACAAGGAGAAC
Molecule: messenger RNA, 636 nt
Organism: Iphiclides podalirius (scarce swallowtail)
Lineage: Eukaryota; Metazoa; Arthropoda; Insecta; Lepidoptera; Papilionidae
Source: the annotation of a GenBank genome assembly